Molecule: messenger RNA, 1110 nt
Organism: Podarcis lilfordi (Lilford's wall lizard)
Lineage: Eukaryota; Metazoa; Chordata; Lepidosauria; Squamata; Lacertidae
Source: the annotation of a GenBank genome assembly
AUUAAGAGCAUGGGCAUCUGAGAGAGCAGGCAAACAUCUCGUGUCCGGCUGGGUCAUCAAACCUGCUCAACUCAAAAGAGCAACUCUGUACAGCCCUGGGUAAGGUUGUCUAGUGAGCUGCUGCAAAUAUGUCUCACAGCUCCACUGGAACAACGGCUGCUCCUGAGAGCUCAUCCCAAUCCAACAGGGCUGUACCAGAACAGGCCAUGGGUGGUUCUGUUGCAAGUGACAACAUGAACCAGACGGACGACCAACCGAUGGAUCAACUGUCACUAUCCGUCACAAAGCUGUCCUUACGCACGGCUAAAGACGACGCCUCCGAGACAGCGACCGACGACUUACCAGACAAACAAAACGGUUCGGGCGACUCCUUCUCGGAAGGCCAAACAUCAACUUCGCCGGCGAACGGCGAACAGUUAACCGACUCUGAAGUAAUUGUGGGCAACCAGAAUGCGGACGACAGCCCCGUGAACAAGGAGCUGCAGGCUAUUCUCCAGUGGAUGGUGGCUUCUCAUCUCAAUGUGCCCAACCUGACCUUCAUUAAUGAAAACGACAAUGAACUUGCUAAGCUCCCACUGCUGGCUGAGAAAGCAGGCAAGAAGGCGUACACGGUGGGAGACAUUCUCCAAGAGGUAAAGAAGUACUUUUUGCAACAGCAAAUGGAGCCCACGGUGGGAAGUGCACCAUCAUGCGGACUUCUGGACUGGCUGCUUGCGAAUUUGUAAUAGGUCAAGCCUCCCUGCGCCCCCUUGUCUUCCUGUUGCCUUAACCAAGCCCAGGUGCCCAAACCAUGCUUUCACAAGAGCAGCGGUUGACAACCUCCGAGCGCCAUUGGAAAGCCACAAUGCACUGAACUGAACUUGUCGCUACAAUGGUAGCCGGGCAAGAUCAUCAAUUAAAAACCAAAAAAAAGCUAAAAAGCGAGAUGCAGAGCCAGGCUAUUUUAUUGAAAUUUUCAGGCACCACUUGAUAUGUAACAGGCUGAAUUACCACACCCGACAGCUGCACCGGAGAGGAGCUGAUUUAUUUGAUGGUAGAGCUAGUGUGUUGUAAACUAGCGAUGGGAGGGCUCCACUCAAAAAUAUGUAUUUAAGUGUUCUUGGGAAAUGC